AAUGGCCAGUUGUUUCAUAUCAGCAAAAGGGCGAGAGACUCAGUGUGAGAUAACAAUACUGAACGGAGAUUCAUUCAAUGGCGGCGAAGGCUCUGCUUAACGUGGCGGCCCUCCGAUUGGUCGGCAGCCGUCCAUUUCUACGGGGAACAGUGUCGAUGAUGACGGCGACCACGACCUUUAACCGGUCGUUAUCUAGGGCGAAGUUUCCCCUUUCCUGCUUUGCUUCUCCGGUCCGUCGGAGUUUCUGCAUCCGGGCAACGACGCAGUCCGAUAAUUCCGCCUCCAUGGAAUCUCCUUUGAUGGAAUCAAUGGAGAAGAAGAUCAAGGAGCAUUUAAGUGCAGAAUCGGUUGUUGUGAAAGAUGCUUACGGUGAUGGCCGCCAUGUCAGCAUAGAAGUUAUAUCUUCGGCUUUCGAGGGGCAAUCUGCAGUGAAUAGGCAGAGGAUGGUUUACAAGGCAAUUUGGGAAGAGCUUCAGGACAGAGUGCAUGCUGUUGACCAGAUGACUACCAAGACUCCAUCUGAAGUAGCAUCAAAGUCUUGAAGUGUAUGUACUAAAACAUCCUUUAUCUAGUUUUGUCAUAUUACCAGUGGAUUUUUGGCUUUGUUAUUCUUGAUAAACAAUUUAAAAGCUUCUUUAAAUAAUAUUUUUUUAAUCGAAAAAGCCAUGAUAUUUUUGUUUCGAUUU
Messenger RNA from Erythranthe guttata (spotted monkey flower), 686 nucleotides. RefSeq names its product BolA-like family protein. NCBI's taxonomy places the organism in Eukaryota, Viridiplantae, Streptophyta, Magnoliopsida, Lamiales, Phrymaceae. Gene Ontology annotation, biological process: iron-sulfur cluster assembly. The record is from RefSeq and is a predicted model, not a curated record. Gene Ontology annotation, cellular component: chloroplast.